AUGAAAAAGUGGAGAGUUCUACUCGGUUUUGGUAGUGAAACCGGUCAAUCAAAAUCGAUUGCUCAAGGAAUGGUUGAUAUUGCUUCGGAUCAACAUCAAAUAUGUGCAGAGGUUUUUGAUUUGGAUGAAGUUGAUAAACAAUUUAAAUUAGAAGAAGAACCAGUCAUGGUUAUUGUAACAUCAUCAACAGGUGAUGGUGAACCACCAAGUAAUGCAAGUAAAUUCUGGCGUAAAAUUCGUCGUGAAAAAAAUCCACAAUAUCUUUCACAUAUGAAAUACACUGUGUUAGGAUUGGGUGAUACAAAUUAUUCAAAUUUUUGUAAUUGUGGUCGUGUACUUGAUCGUCGUUUUGAGGAACUUGGUGCUACUCGAUUCUAUCCUUCCGCAUGGGCAGAUGAUGCUGUUGGUUUGGAUUUAACAAUUGAACCGUGGCUUGAAGGCAUGUGGCCUGCUUUAAAAGAAACUCUAGCUAAAAUUGGAAAUCCUACUGAAACAUCAAUAAAUAGUCUCUCUGAAUCUGUCACUCAAUUGAAUUUAACAUCAGAAAACAAACCAACAGUUGAACGACAAAUAUCAUCAUCAAAUAAAUUUAAAUCAGAUAUAGAUAAUAUAACUUAUUCAUCAAAUUUAGCUGAAUUAACCGUAUUAACAUUACCACCUAAACCUCAACAUUCAUUAUCGAUAAAUUUAAUUGAAUCAUCAGAAGAUAAAAAUCUGCCAUCAUCUGAAAUAAAUUAUCAUCAUUCGAUAUUAACUCGUCGAGAAUGUUUAACAAAUACUGAUGCAAUGAAACCUGUUAUGUCUGUUGAUUUACAACUUUCAGAAGAUGAAUUUAUGUUUGAAGCUGGUGAUGCAGUAAAAAUUGUUUGUGCAAAUGAUGAUAAUGAAGUUCAUCUUCUUUUAAAACGUUUAGGAUGGUUGGGUAAAGCAUCUCAUCAAUUAGAUAUUAGUAUAUCUCCUGAUAAUACAAAAAAAUCAGCUAAAAUUCCAGCACAUAUACCACCAAUGUGUUCAUUGCAAUAUGCCUUAACAAAUUGUAUUGAUAUUCGAUUAUCACCGCGGAAAAAUAUAUUAAGAUUAUUUGUUGAUUGUACAAGUGAUGAAGAUGAAAAACGUCGUUUAGAAGAAUUAUGUAGUAAAGAAGGUUCGGAAAUUUAUAUAAAAUAUAUUCUUGAAGAACAUCUAUCAAUUCUUGAUAUUCUAAAUCAUUUUCCAAGUUGUAAGCCAGAUAUUGCGAUAUUAAUCGAAUUUUUACCAGCAUUAAUGCCUCGAUUUUAUUCAAUCUGCAGUUCACCGUUAGAUGAUACUCGACGUAUAACAUUCGUUUAUAGUGUACUCAAAUUUGAACCUGUAAAUGGUCGAACAUACGAACGAUUUGGUGUUUGUACGAAUUGGUUAAAUAAAAUUGAUAUUGGAACGAAGGUCUCAAUUCAAACAAGAAUUAGUCAACAUUUUCGAUUACCGUUAACUCUUGAUACACCAUUGAUUAUGAUUGGACCAGGCACAGGUGUCGCACCAUUUAUUGGAUUUCUUGAACAUUUAAAUCUUUCUUUGAAAUCAAUUGAUGGUUUUGAUGUGAAUAAUUUGAAUACCUGGCUUUUUUAUGGAUGCCGUCAUCGACAACAUGAUUUUCUUUUCGAAGAACAAAUUCAAAUGUAUCAACAAAUGAAUGUACUCAAACACUUCUUUGUUGCAGCUUCAAGAGAAGAAAAUUAUCCAUUCCGUUAUGUUCAAGAUCAACUUAAAGCAAAUGGAAAUGAAUUAGCAAAUUUAAUCUAUAAUCAAAAAGCAAUUAUAUACGUAUGUGGUGAUAUAAAAGUAAUGGUACGUGAUGUACGAGAAACAAUAGCUCAUCUACUUCAAGAACAUUUUGGUUUGUAUUAAUUGAAUUUUUUUGUUCGAAAAACGAAAUAUUUGUUUGUUAUUAUAGAUAUACCAAAUAUUGA
This is a messenger RNA of Adineta steineri, 1946 nucleotides long. NCBI's taxonomy places the organism in Eukaryota, Metazoa, Rotifera, Eurotatoria, Adinetida, Adinetidae. The record is from the annotation of a GenBank genome assembly.